AUGGACCUGCGAAGCAGGGGCCAGCCGCCACCCUGGAGGACAGCCUCUCCCGCCCGCGGUCAUGCGCAGACCGGCCCCGCGCACGCCCCGCCCCCAGGCCGCCCGCCUCUUCCUGCCGCGCGCGCAGGUCCCCGCAAACCUGGAAGCGCCGUUAAGCGCGCCUCCUCCCCGGACCGCGGUGCUGGAGGGGACACCGGGGCUCGGGCCCCGGAUUCCGCCGACGGUGAACGUGCUCUCCCGGGAGGCCGCGCCCGGUGCCGCAGCGCUCCUGGGCUCGCGGGAGACGGCUCUGGGGAGAGGCCGGGCCGGAGCAGCGGGGACAGAAGCGGGACGAGUUCGGAGGCCGGGAGGCUGCGGGAGAGCAGGCGCAGGGAGAGGACGGGCGAGCCCGGGAAGGAGCAGGCGGUGGGGCCUCCGGGUGCAGGGACGGUUGACCUUCAGGGAUGUGGCCGUCAGAUCCCCCAAGAGGAGUGGGAAUGCCUGGACCCUGCUCAGCGGGCCUCGUACCGGGACGUGAUGCAGGAGAACUACAGGAACCUGGUGUCCCUGGGUAUUUCUUCUACACAUGUGAUCAAGAAUUUACAACCAAAGGAGAAUGGUAAUAAAGGAAUAUCCCAAACAGUGAUGUUGGGGAGACAUAUAAGCCAUGAAAUCAAAGAUUUGUAUGUUAGCGAAAUCCAGGAAAAUCCUGACAUUGAGUGUCACUGGAAGGAUGAUGAAAGAAUUUAUAAAGGAAUACAUAAAAAUCAUCUCCCUCUUAGAAGAGAUCAACCUAAAAAUGAAGGGAUGCAGGAAAGAAGCCUUUUGAAAAUCAGCCUGGGGUCACCUGUCAGGAUGAACUGUCUGUAUUUCAAACUGAAGGGGAAAUUCAUGAAUCUAAUGAAGUUAAGAUGUCUCUCAGCAGUAGUUCCUCAGUUUCACCAUGUCAAAGAAUUUCUCCUGCUAUCCAAACCAACAAUUCCAAAAAAUAUGGCAAUGAUGUUAUGCAUUCUUCAACAGAGACACAAGAGCAGACAGCACACAGGGGAAAACCUUGCAAAUGUCUAGACUGUGGCCAAACCUUUAACCAGGGCUCGCACCUGACUAGACAGAUAAUCCAUAUUGGAAACCAUAUAAAUGUGACAUAUGUGGGAAAGUCUUCAGUAAAAACUCUUACCUUGCAAAUCAUUGGAGAACUCAUACUGGGGAGAAACCAUACAAAUGUAAUCAGUGUGGCAGAGCCUUUAGUUUGAGUUCAAACCUAACUUCCCAGAGGCAAACCACACUGGAAAGAAAGCUUACAAAUGUUAUGAAUGCAACAAAGCUUUUUUCCAUAGUUCCAAACCUGUACAACAUCACAGAAUUCAUAGUGGGGAGAAACCACACAGAAGUAAUGAAGGCAGUAAACCUUUUUUCCAAAGUUCAAGCCUGGCUGACCAUCAAAGAAUUUGUAUUGGAGAGAAAUCAUACAAGUGUAAUGAGUAUGGCAAAGCCUUUAUUGUGAGUUCAAUCUUAACAAGUCAUCAGGUAAUCCAUAGUGGAAAUAAUCCUUACCAAUGUAAUGAAUGUGGUAAGCAUUUUAUUAAGCAUUCAUAACUUAGGAUUCAUGAGAGAAUUCAUACUGGAGAGAAGCCUUUUAAGUUUAAUGUGUGGCAAAGCCUUUCGCAAGCCUCAAACCUCACUACACAUAAGAUAAUCCAUACUGGAGAGAAACCAUAUAAAUGUGACAUAUGUGGGGAAGUCUUCAGUAAAAAGUCACACCUUUCAAAUCAUCGGAAAACUCAUACUUGGGAGAAACCAUAUAAAUGUAAUGAGUGUGGCAGAGCCUUUAAUUCUAGAUCAAAGCUAAGUAAGCAUAGGGUAGUUCAUAUUGGAGAGAGACUUUACAAGUGCCCUGAGUGUGGUAGAGCCUUUACUCAAGGUUCACACCUCACUAGACAUCAAAUAAUCCAUACUGGAGAGACUUUACAAAUGUAAUGAGUGUAGCAGAGCCUUUAGGUUGAGAUCAAGCCUAACUAUACAUCAGUUAAUCCAUACUGGAGAGAGACCUUACAAAUGUAAUGAGUGACAAAGCCUUCAGUCAAAACUCAAAACUUAAAAGUCACAGGAGAAUCCAUACUGGAGAGAAAUCUUUCAAAUGUUUGUGGCAAAGCCUUUAGUUUGAGAUCAACCCUAACUAAGCAUCAGGUAACCCGUACCGGAGAGAGACCAUACAAAAUGUAAUUGUGGCAGAGUGUUUAAGUUGAGAUCAACCCUAAGCAAGCAUCAGGUAAUCCGUACUCAAGGGAGACCUUACAAAUGUAACGAGUGUGGCAAAUUCUUCACUUGAAAGUCACAGAAGGAUUCAUACUGGAGAGAAACCUUUUAAAAGUAAUGAGUGUGGCAGAGCCUUCAGUCAGAAAUCAUACCUUGCAUGUUACUGGAGGAUUCAUACUGGAGAGAAACCUUGCAAAUGCCCGGAUUGUCGCAAAGCGUUUACUCAAGCCUCACACCUCACUGGACAUCAGAUUAUUCAUAUUGUAGAGAACCUUACAAAUGCCACUGAAUGUAACAAGGGUUUUAGUAUUGCCUUUAGGUCAGGCUUCACCAAAUACUUAAUUCUAUGCAGUUAAUAUGGGGAAGUUUUAAAUAACUGCUCAUUCUGGACGAGAUAAAUAUCCAGCUGCUCACCUCUGGAGCAUGAUGCCUGUACUACAUCUUGAGUGUGUAAUUUGCCUUAUUAAACUACUCUUUGUUUUUA
Manis pentadactyla (Chinese pangolin) is the source of this 2719-nucleotide messenger RNA. Its product is annotated as zinc finger protein 836-like. The transcript has 4 exons. The coding region runs from base 1 to 1047 and encodes 348 amino acids. The record is from RefSeq and is a predicted model, not a curated record. Gene Ontology annotation, biological process: regulation of DNA-templated transcription. Lineage: Eukaryota; Metazoa; Chordata; Mammalia; Pholidota; Manidae.